UCUCAAGAGCGAGAGCGAAGAUAGCGAGACAGAGCUUGAUACUCCAAAUGGAACUGGUGGCCUCAAGUCAGCACACCUGCCACAUCAGACCUCUAGCGGAUCUCAAGCAGGUCCGGCGAACUACAAGAGUCGCUCUUACAUCUCUGAAGUCGAAGCGGCGCGACCUGCAGCCAAGGGGAAGGUUCGCGGCUUCGAAGAUCUCACUCGUGAUGCUGAAGAGGCAGGCGGUAGCAGUGGAAACAACAUAGGUGGAGCUUCUGCGCUAAGUGGGCUUGGGGGAGUGAGUGGGAGCAAGCCUGCGCUGAGGAGGAUACUGGCAGGGGAUCGCUUCUGGGAGGGAAAUGUCAAGGAGCUGGAGCAGGUAUACACAAGACGGCGUGCCCUUCUCAGACCUCAUACUCCCCACGACAAGAAGCAACGCUGCCGGUCUCACACACGCCGUGAUCACAUCCUACGACAUAGACUACCAAUGGCUCUCCACCAUACUUCCCACGAAGAACUCAGCACAGCCCGGGAGGAAGGCACUCCCUGGUCCUGAGCUCACCUUCCUCACUUCGGAGAAGACAGGUCUGCCCAUCGGCACUCACGCAGCCGGUCCUCCAGGCUGGAACUUCAACGUCCGCAAAGAGCUUCGCAAGGAGCAUAGCUGCCCUCACAUCAAGCUCCUCCUGCUCUUCUACCCCGACCGACUAAGGAUGGGAAUCCUCACAGGCAAUAUGAUCGAGUAUGACUGGAGCACACUUGAGAAUGCCGCUUUCCUGCAGGACUUCCCGAUCCUGCCUGGUGAGAGGAGAGAUACGAGCACGGAUGUGUAUGAUCAAAUGAGCAUGGUGUUGAGCUCCAUGGGUCUUCCACGCCAGCAUGUGGCUUUCCAAGCAUUGGCUCGCUACGAUUUGACCAAAGGGCCGACGAUUGUGGCCUCUAUCGCGACGGACGUGCCGGUGAAAGGCUGGGACAAGAUUUCAAAAGUCGGGUUGGGCAGGCUGGCCGUCAAGUCGAGGGACCUUAUGGGUGGGGCAGUGCUUGGAGGUGGGCUUGAGCUGGAGGCGCAGGGCUCCUCAAUGGGCAUGUACUCCCAGCGCUGGCUCCAACAAUUCCACCUAGCCGCUUCAGGCGCAGAGCUCUCUCGCUGCAUUCCCCUACCCGCCGCACAAGGGGCCGCAACACGUCGCUACGGUGCUGAAAUUGGCAGACCAGGAAAGGAAUGGCCGCCCAUCAAGGUCGUCUUUCCCACCAGAGACUUUGUACUCAGGGAGAGCGCGCCUGGACCCGGAAAUGGGCAUUGUCACUUUGGAAAGCCUGACGCCUUCCACCGCUGGAAGCACCUCUGCUAUCAAGCCCGUGGCGCCCGUCUCCCCGGCCUGCUCAUGCACCAGAAGGCUAUCUUGGCACUCAAGCCUGGCUUCACCUCUUCUUUCUCUUCCACCACUGCCUCUAGCUCCGCCUCUUCUUCAUCUUCCUUCUUCGGUAAAGGCAACACGACCGGGCAGACUGCCCCACGCACAGCAGAUGUGGACGUAGACGCAGACGCAGGCCCAAGCGCAAUCAUUGGGUACACCUACCUCGGCUCAGCAAACUUCACAAUGGCAGCCUGGGGGAAUCUAGCCCUUCCCAGCCAGAACAACAACGAGCGCGUACACGGCAGCAGCAGUGCUCCCGGCGAGGUGGGUCUGACAGCGAACAAUUGGGAGCUAGGCGUGCUCCUCCCUUUUCGUAGGAGCGAUCUAAGUCCAGAAGCCGAGUUGAGCUCGAAUGCGCGAAGUGCCAUUUGUUGGGAGAGACCAUUGAGGGCUUAUAGGUCCGCAGGGGUUGCAGCUGAACCUGCAGCUGCAGCUGGAGCUGGGCUUGGAGCUGGAGCUGGGCUUGGAGCUGGGCUCGGAGCUGGAGUUGGAGGAGAGGAUGGAGACGUUCCUUGGUUGAGCGAGGAGAAUCAGCACAGGCCUUCUACACGGCCACCUAGGAGGUGAGACCCAAGCUGUACCAUGUCUCAGAUACGCGGACAAUUUCAACAGACAUCAGACCUAGAGGAGUCAAAGGCGUAUGUAACUGUGCGUGGUAGAAGAGAGCAGAAGCAGCUUGGCCAUUGUUUCAUUGUUUCAUUGUUCAACGGAGUGGGUGAAUGCAUGCAUGCACGGUUAGAACCAAUAGCGAGGCAAUGUGUAUAUGUGUGUACGUCUAUCUGUAGAGCUAUGACUGGAACUGGGGACUGGGGACUACUAAAGAGGGAUACAGGAGCAUU
Molecule: messenger RNA, 2239 nt
Organism: Microstroma glucosiphilum
Lineage: Eukaryota; Fungi; Basidiomycota; Exobasidiomycetes; Microstromatales; Microstromataceae
Exons: 5
Coding region: 342-1967 (541 amino acids)
Biological process (GO): double-strand break repair; single strand break repair
Cellular component (GO): nucleus
Molecular function (GO): double-stranded DNA binding; single-stranded DNA binding; 3'-tyrosyl-DNA phosphodiesterase activity
Source: RefSeq, a predicted model, not a curated record